AUGAGCUGGAUACUGAUAGUCGACCGAAUGAUAGGAGAUCCCAUUGUGGCUUUCCGUCGGUCAGCAGCAGUCAGCUUCAGCGGUCUCCGUGAGCUUUGUGAGUGGAGGAAAACAGUGAUCAAGGUCUACCAAAUAGCCGGAUGGGUGUUGGCUGGAGCACUGGUCGCUAUAAUUGUGAUCGUGGUUUUCCUCGUUAUUUGUAAGCGAUAG
Molecule: messenger RNA, 210 nt
Organism: Cooperia oncophora
Lineage: Eukaryota; Metazoa; Nematoda; Chromadorea; Rhabditida; Trichostrongylidae
Source: the annotation of a GenBank genome assembly